Molecule: messenger RNA, 1932 nt
Organism: Nomascus leucogenys (northern white-cheeked gibbon)
Lineage: Eukaryota; Metazoa; Chordata; Mammalia; Primates; Hylobatidae
Gene: NKD2
Product: NKD inhibitor of Wnt signaling pathway 2
Biological process (GO): negative regulation of Wnt signaling pathway
Cellular component (GO): cytoplasm
Molecular function (GO): calcium ion binding
Source: RefSeq, a predicted model, not a curated record
AGAGGGAGCCGGGCCGCCGUCGCUGCCGUUGCUGUCUGUGCGCCCUCCGCCCGGUGGCCCCCACCUCCGCCCUGCGGCCACACCUGGCGCCCCCUGGCUUCCCCGGCCCCCGCGCGGCGUGGAGCCAUCUUCCCUCACCUCCUACCGGAACCCUAGCUUGCUCCCGGCCCAUGCGGCCCCCGCGGGCUCCCGGCCCCGGCUCCAGAACUGAGCCCUGCACCUGAGCGCGGGGCCCGGCGGGGCGCGGCGGCGGCGAUGGGGAAACUGCAGUCGAAGCACGCCGCUGCCGCCCGCAAGCGGAGAGAGAGUCCGGAAGGGGACAGCUUCGUGGCGUCCGCGUACGCGAGCGGCCGCAAAGGCGCGGAGGAAGCGGAGCGGCGCGCGCGGGACAAGCAGGAGCUGCCCAGUGGGGACCCCAAGGAGGAGCCUUUCCGGGAGGACCAGUGUCCCCUAGAGGUGGCACUCCCCCCUGAGAAAGCUGAGGGCCGCGAGCACCCGGGACAACAACUCAGCGCAGAUGACGGAGAAAGGGCAGCAAACCGCGAGGGCCCUCGAGGACCGGGCGGGCAGCGCCUCAACAUUGACGCACUCCAGUGCGAUGUCUCGGUGGAGGAGGACGACCGCCAGGAGUGGACGUUCACACUCUAUGACUUUGACAACUGCGGGAAGGUCACCAGGGAGGACAUGUCCAGCCUCAUGCACACCAUCUAUGAGGUCGUGGAUGCCUCAGUCAACCACUCCUCGGGCAGCAGCAAGACCCUCCGUGUGAAGCUAACCGUCAGCCCCGAGCCCUCCAGCAAGAGGAAGGAGGGUCCUCCUGCUGGCCAGGACCGGGAGCCCACCCGUUGCAGGAUGGAGGGUGAACUGGCAGAGGAGCCAAGGGUGGCCGACAGGAGGUUGUCUGCACACGUCAGGAGGCCCAGCGCUGACCCCCAGCCCUGCUCGGAGCGGGGGCCCUACUGCGUGGACGAGAACACGGAGCGCAGAAACCACUACCUGGACCUCGCCGGGAUUGAGAACUACACGUCCAGAUUCGGCCCUGGGUCCCCUCCUGUGCAAGCCAAGCAGGAGCCGCAGGGCAGGGCCUCGCACCUCCAGGCCCGGUCCCGCUCCCAGGAGCCGGACACACAUGCCGGGCACCACCGCAGGUCGCAGGUGCUGGUGGAACAUGUCGUGCCAGCCUUGGAGCCUGCUGCCCGGGCCCUGGACCCGCAGCCCCGGCUGAAGGGGCCGGAGAAGCAGUUCCUCAAGUCCCCCAAGGGCUCCGGGAAGCCGCCUGGGGUGCCAGCCAGCAACAAGUCCGGGAAAGCCUUCAGCUACUACCUGCCGGCCGUCCUCCCGCCCCAGGCCCCUCAGGACGGUCACCACUUCGCACAGCCUCCCCUGCAGCCGCCACCGCCACCUUACGGCCACAAGCGGUACCGCCAAAAGGGCAGGGAGGGCCACUCGCCACUCAAGGCCCCACACGCCCAGCCUGCCACAGUGGAGCACGAGGUGGUGCGGGACCUGCCGCCCACACCAGCAGGAGAGGGCUACGCGGUGCCAGUGAUCCAGCGGCACGAGCACCAUCACCACCACGAGCACCACCACCACCACCACCACCACCACUUCCACCCGUCCUAGUGCCGCUGCCAAGCACACCUCGCUCCCAGCAGAGCACAGCCUGCGCCGUCAGGGCAGGGAGCAGAGCAGCUGCCGGCUGUGUGCCCGUGGAGAGCCCAGCACCCCCCACCUCCGACAGCAAACAGCAACUGACUGCAGGUGCCGGCAUGAUGGAGGCGGUGCACCUUGGACACGUGGACAAGGCCCAGGCGCCCUCUGCUCUCCUGCCCUCGAUGCCAUGUGGCAGUGAACACAUCUGAAGCCACUGCGUUUCCCGGCUCUAAGGCUCGUCUGUGUAACCCAUAAAACCUGCUUUGAUUCCAAAAUGAG